AUGUUAACACGAAGAGCUGCAGCGAUACUAAGGACACGCCCACCAUCUCCGACCUCGUCGCCCAGCUCCGCCCCGCCAUCAUCGGCACCACCACCAGAUGCAGUGGUGUCACCGACGGUUGCAGGCGCGUCGAGCUCUAGCGACGAGUAUUUUUCCCCGCCCACGUCGCCACCACCUACACGUCGCCGGGGAAGACGUCGGCCACCGAGUGGCUUAGGACCACGAGGCCCACUGGCUUCGGGAGGAGUCCCAGCGCCCGGUGGUAAUGUGUCGCGCAUGAAAUGGACAAGAUCCAUUAAUGAAAAUGUCAUGCGCGCAUAUUUUAGGGCAACAGAGGGAGGAAGGAACCUGACAGCGUACCGUGUCAGAAUGCUUGCCUUGUUUCAGGAGCUCGAACCAACCAUCAACGUGUCGGCACAAAGACUGUUGGAUCAGGUGCGAGUCAUUCAGCGUAAUCGUAUGUUGGAUGAUAUUGUACUUGAUCGACUGCAAAGUGAAGAACUCAGGAGUCGUGUCAUCAUUCCGCUGCAACAAAAUAUAGAGGAACCAACACAAAUUGAACCUGUUGUUGCACCGAAUGAUGAUAGGACUACGGAGGUAAGUACUCACAAAUGCAGUGAAGAAUUGAGGAGGGCUUUGGAGGAUGCGAUUCGGGAAUACCGGUUUAUAUCGCCCUCUCUUAGACCGCGUUUACCUCGUCUGCCCAUGCAUAAAAAGAACAGGGCGCUAGUAUGUGCCCUGGACUCGGAGCUAUCAAAUUAUUUUGAUAGUUCUGAGGACCUUAUCGAUAGUCAUUCAAUUCUGUACUGUGGAGCAAUAGCAGCAUGCCGUGUAGCUAACGUUAAACUACUCGAAAGAGAAAACAACAGCACACGGCAGAAACCAGCUGUACCAGCUUGGCAGUGCAGGAUUGAACGACGUAUCGAUGAGGCUAGGACACUUAUUGCCAAAUUGAUCUGUUUCAGGGAGGGCAACACGCGUCCAAGAGUGAUGCGUUUUGUGAGGCGGGCGUUCCUGGGGAUGGAUAUAAACCCCCAGGACUAUGUCUCACAUAUUACGGAGCGUCUUGACUUCCUGAAACAGAGAAUUUAUGCAUGGGCAAACCGUAUUCGUCGGUAUAAGAAGCGAGUGGAACGGUAUACACAGAAUCGCACAUUCCAAAGGGAUCAAAGGUGGGUGUAUAGAAAUUGGGAGCUAAAAGAACAGACUAGGACUGACACGUGCCUACCAGAUGCUGAUGUUACGACGUCGUUUGGCGUAGCAUUUGGUCGGCACCUGUUUGUCACACUGAAGGGGAUUGGAUUGAGAAGGUUAGGCGAAAAUGUGAACUGGUACCAGAAAUGGAACAAAUCUCCAUAA
Spodoptera frugiperda (fall armyworm) is the source of this 1359-nucleotide messenger RNA. RefSeq lists its product as uncharacterized. The coding region runs from base 1 to 1359 and encodes 452 amino acids. The transcript has a single exon. The record is from RefSeq and is a predicted model, not a curated record. NCBI's taxonomy places the organism in Eukaryota, Metazoa, Arthropoda, Insecta, Lepidoptera, Noctuidae.